This is a messenger RNA of Carassius auratus (goldfish), 2416 nucleotides long. RefSeq names its product N-acyl-aromatic-L-amino acid amidohydrolase (carboxylate-forming) B-like. The record is from RefSeq and is a predicted model, not a curated record. The coding region runs from base 376 to 1320 and encodes 314 amino acids. NCBI's taxonomy places the organism in Eukaryota, Metazoa, Chordata, Actinopteri, Cypriniformes, Cyprinidae. The transcript is spliced from 8 exons. Gene Ontology annotation, molecular function: aminoacylase activity; hydrolase activity, acting on ester bonds. Gene Ontology annotation, cellular component: cytosol.
ACACAUACACACACACACACACACACACACACUCUCUCUCUCUUUAGCGCAUAUGUGAGUCAGCAAAACGCUCGCUGCGUGUGGAGCUUCAUGGCCAGUGGAAGUGAGAGCUGCUGUUACAUCAGCACCAUGUGUGAAAGAUGAUCCAGGGCUGCUGACUGAAGCACAAGAUGCUGCUCCUGCAGUGUCGUGGCCCCUGAGGCUAGAUUAGGCCUGUACAGACUGAAUGUGUGUCAGCACGCAUGUCCUGUCACACCUCACCGUAUGUGUCCAAAGGUCUGCUAGACCUUGUGCAAUUUCACUCAGUACGACUAUUAGGGGGAAAGCAGCUGGAAGAAGGAGUGAAACAGCGUAACUUCUGCAUUACAAAUAACGAUGGCAUUAUUGUUCCUGCCAGGACUGGCUCGUGUGGCCGUAUGUGGCGGCACCCAUGGAAACGAGCUGUCCGGUGUGUACGUGGUGCAGGAGAUGGAGCGACAGCGGAAAGAGAAGGGAGAGUGCGCGUGGCCGAUCCCCGUUAAAACCGUGCUGGCGAACCCACGGGCUGUGAAAGAGUGCAGAAGAUACAUUGACCAGGAUAUGAACCGCUGCUUCAACAUAGCCACGCUGAGUUCUCCUAUUACAGACAGCAGCCCAUAUGAAGUCCGGCGUGCUCAGGAACUGAACAAACUUCUGGGUCCGAAAGGAUCCACAGAUGCAAUCGACUUGAUCUGUGACCUUCAUAACACCACGGCUAACAUGGGCCUCACACUGAUCCAUUACACGACCAGUGACUGGGUGACUCUGCACAUCUGCAAAUACUUACAGACUAAGAUAACCAAAGUGCCUGUGAGAGUGCUGGUACUGGAUAUCCCGAUUAGUGAUGCUUAUUCCUUGGAGUCUGUAUCCAAGCAUGGCUUUUCAAUAGAGGUCGGGCCGCAGCCGCAUGGUGUCGUCAGGGCUGACAUCUAUAGCAUUAUGAAAGAGGCCGUCGACUUGACAAUAGACUGGAUCCACAAAUUCAACUCAGGAAUGGUGUUUGAAGGCGGGGAUGUGGAAGCCUUUGAGUUUAUUAAAAGUGUUGAUUAUCCCAGAGAUCCAGAGACUCGGAGUCUCACCGCUGCUAUUCAUCCUCAGCUGCAGGACAGAGACUUCUGUCUCCUAAAGCGGGGAGACCCUUUGUUUUUGUCAUUUUCUGGAGAAACUGUGAAGUAUGAAGAAGAAGAGCCACUUCAUCCUUACUUUAUCAAUGAAUCUGCCUACUAUGAAAAGGAAAUCGCUUUUCACUUGGGAAAAAAGAUGACGCUGACAAUUCCAUCGGUGCAGGUGCAGAAAGACUGAAGGAUGAGAGAGGAGAAGAUAUGAAACUCAGCAUGAUUACCAACACCAAUCAGAUGAUUUUAAAAGAAUGUCACUCAAAUUAUUUGAACAAUGACUUGUUACUCAGGUACAUUACACACUUGUUUGUAGCUAUAUGACAAUGAAAGACUCAUUUUGAUCUGCUGCUAAAUCACAAGCAACUUUGUUCUGGAUGAAAAGAUAUUUAUUGUGACCAGCAAAAUGUUCACUUGACAGCAACGUGUACAAAACUGUAUAAAAAAGGCGAAACCAUCUAAAGUAUUUCAGACACCAUCGUGAUGAUGUCACAGUGGGCUGUGGAGUGUGAGGUAUCCUCUUGACUGUAUUGCUCAUAUGUUGCUCUCGCCUGAUUGCUUUAACAAAAUUGAGCCUCUCAGUGGCUCGGAAUAAAAGACAAAAUAAAAAGCACAUUCACUUGAACAAAAUAUGAUCUCAAAAUACUACAACACACGGAAUAAACCACAUGACACAAUGAAUAAAGUGAAGCUAGAUGUGCACAGUGAUGAUUUUUACCACUGGUACAAUUUUUGCACAAUAUACAAUCUCAGUGAAAUCUUGAGUAAAAUCUCAAACGGACGCCACGUCAUCAGAUUUUUACAUCAUGACAUAUGUGAAGAAUGACAGCAGUAACUGGAUGUCCAUAACAUUUGACAUUAAGCUGUUGCAUUAUUUUCACCAAUAUUAUGAGUGUCAGUUUGCAAAGUAUAACAAAAACAGCAUGUUGGAAAAAAAUCACAUAACGUGCACCAGCUAAAUGUUUUAUAUGAAACAAAAAUAAGUAUAAACAACCACAAAAUACUGGAUUCUAAACAAAGUUACUAAUCAAGUGUAAACUACAUAAAGAUUACAUUCUCAAAGAGAAACCAUAUUGUAAACAACAGAGGAAAACCAAAAAUUAUAAAUAAGCAAACAAAAUGAUCAGGAAAACACAAAAGGCUCAAGUGGUUAAUGAUUAUGACGGAUACAAACAUUCAGUCUUUCAAGCCGAGACAAAACCCUAUUGCAUCUUGGGAUUGCUACGCGCUAAAAUGCAAUCACAUCAAGAUGUAACCGAGUAGCUACAACACAGGCUAAAAAA